Pseudogymnoascus destructans is the source of this 990-nucleotide messenger RNA. RefSeq lists its product as uncharacterized. Lineage: Eukaryota; Fungi; Ascomycota; Leotiomycetes; Thelebolales; Thelebolaceae. The transcript has a single exon. The record is from RefSeq and is a predicted model, not a curated record. Gene Ontology annotation, molecular function: zinc ion binding; oxidoreductase activity. Bases 1 to 990 code for a protein of 329 amino acids.
AUGGCAACCCUACUCCUCCCAUCUUCAAUGCGCGCUCUCUUCCAACUGGACCCAAACACUCAGCACCUAACCCUACAAACCUGCCCCCUCCCAGUCCCCGACCUCUCCGCUAACGAGCACCUCAUCCGCGCACACGCUGUCGCCCCAUGCGCCGGGGAAAUACUCUGGCCUGAAAACGCAAAGAACCCAGACACCAAACGCAAGGAGCCGAUACCCUGCUAUGACGUCGCCGGCACCGUAGUUACCGCCCCGGCAGGCUCGCCAUUCCAACCUGGCACAGAGGUGUAUGCACGCACAGAGUUCGCCCGCACGGGCAUGGCAAGGGAGUACACGAUUAUUACGACUGCGGAGCUAGGGGUACGAGCGAGGAAUCUGGGGUGGGCCGAAAGCGCGGCGGUGGCACUGAGUGCAUUGACGGCCUGGCAGGCGCUGUUUGUGCGUGGGAGGUUGAAGGCAGAAAAGGGGGCGGCAAAGGGGAAGAGGGUCUUGGUUACGGCGGCGUCUGGGGGUGCAGGUUCUUGGAUCGUGCAGUUGGCAAGGUGGGCUGGGGCCGAGGUGGCUGGGACGUGUGGGCCAGAUAAUGUGGCGUUUGUCGAGUCGCUCGGGGUGGAUGUUGCGAUCAAUUAUCGCCAGGUGUCGCUGAAAGAUUGGGUGAGCGAAGUUGCGGGAAGGAAAUUUGAUCUUGUUGUAGGAAGACGUUGGAGGAGGCUUGGUGGACUUAAAGAGUGGAGGACUCUCGUCAGUAUCUACGAACCGCCUGAGGAGAAGAGGCCAAAAGAUUUGGAGGUUGAAGGCGUCAAUAACCUCUUUUUCAUUGUGGAAGCAAACGGCUCGCAGCUGAAAAAUAUCACUGAACUGGUCGAAGCUGGUGUUUGUAAACCAGUGGUCGACAGCGUGUGGCCUCUUGAAAAGUUCGAGGAUGCUUUUGCCAGGCUGGAUGGAGGCCACGCAAGGGGAAAGGUGGUGAUUGUCGUUGAAGUCGACAAGUGA